Messenger RNA from Menidia menidia (Atlantic silverside), 4829 nucleotides. The record is from the annotation of a GenBank genome assembly. NCBI's taxonomy places the organism in Eukaryota, Metazoa, Chordata, Actinopteri, Atheriniformes, Atherinopsidae.
CUGACUGGAGAGAACUUCCUCUCGCUACGUCACUCUGGGAUAGGCUGCGAGCUAUCCAGCAACCCUGUCAGCCAACUGGGUUUCGUGCAGAUUAUAUACGCUGCCAGUGGAGCCCCCCAAAAGCUGGAGAAAGUAGCCUUUAUUGGCGUUAGGUUCGAGGCUUCGGGAUUACAGACAUCGCCAGUUUCACUGCUCUCGUCGAAACUGCCAGUGGGGAUUCAUGCUGUGUUGGUUAGCUAAAUGCGGUACGAAGCUAAAAUGAUGCCGAUGUUCCUGACUGUAUACCUCAGUAACAAUGACCAGCAUUUUACCGAGGUUCCCGUUACCCCAGAGACUCUGUGCCGGGAUGUGGUGGAGUUGUGCAAGGAGCCGGGAGAAACUGACUGCCACCUGUCUGAGAUGUGGCGUGGAUCUGAGAGAGCUGUAGGUGAGGGUGAGAGGAUGUUGGAUUUGCUCCAAAGAUGGGGGCAGCACAGGAUGGAGGUACGCUUCUUUCUGCGCCACAAUCGACCCCCGAGCAGGGAAUCAGGAGGGUCAAGAGGCUCAGAUGCCAAGAGAAAUGGAGUGAGGGGUCCCCCAGACCGAAGAAUGGAGAAUGGAGUUGCAACACCUCGCAUGGACAUGACGUUGGCUGAGCUACAAGAAAUGGCUGCCAGGCAGCAGCAACAGAUAGAAUCCCAGCAACUGCUUCUCGCUUCCAAGGAGCAGCGACUGCGGUACUUGAAGCAGCAGGAGCAGCGUCAACAGCAGCAGGCGUCUGAGCAGGAGAAGCUCCAGCGUCUCCGUGAGAACAUAGACAAUCAGGAAGCUCGGCUCAAGAAGGUCCGAGCCAUCAAGGGCCAAGUGGAGCAGAAACGCCUCAGCAAUGGAAAACUGGUGGAGGAAAUCGAACAAAUGAAUAACCUGUUCCAGCAGAAGCAAAGAGAACUAGUUAUGGCUGCUUCCAAGGUGGAGGAGCUCGGCCGGCAGCUGGAGUCACUUAAAAGUGGCAAAAUGGAUAAUUUCAAUGACAACCAAAGGUCUGUGGCUGAACUUGACAGACUGUACAAGGAGCUACAGGUGAGGAACAAACUCAACCAAGAUCAAAACUCCAAGUUGCAGCAACAGAAAGAGAGUUUAAACAAGCGCAACCUGGAGGUGGCUUCUAUGGACAAACGGAUCACUGAGCUCCGGGAUCGGCUGUGGAAGAAAAAGGCUGCCCUUCAACAAAAGGAGAAUUUGCCUAAUGGCUAUCCUGGUAAAGAGAGGGCUUCAAAAGAAACUCACCUUCAGCUGCCCUCUGAUGGCCAAGCUGGACAACAGUUGGGUCCGUCUCGUGUGGCAGCAGUGGGCCCAUACAUCCAGUCCUCCACACUGCCCCGAGGUCCAGCCAGACACGACCUGCUUGUAAAGCCAGCCUACCCGGACGGCACUGUCACACUACCAGCUCAAGACCCACCGAGCAAGGCCGGAACAGGUCUUCAGCCUGGGAAGCUGGCAGACUGGAGUUCUUCAAGUCCAGAUUCCAACACCAAUGGUCAUGGCCCAGCCUCAACACUGCCACGAAUGAACUCUCACUCCACCUCUAACUCAGUACAAGAUGAGUCUGAACUGAAGAGAGACAGGAAGGUGCGUCCAUUCUCCAUGUUUGAGCCAACUGAAGCCCCUGCUGCCUCCCUCCGCAAAAAUCAGAGCAGUGAUGACUUGGUCAGGGAUGCUCAAUCUGCUCCUAAAGCUCCAGUCAAGGUGCCACCACCUGUCCCCACAAAGCCAAAAGGCCCUGGUGUGGUGCCUUAUGGUAAACCAGGCCUCAACACGGGAACCUUUCCUAAAGCCAAACCUCACACCCAGCAGCCCCAGGCUGCCCAAGGCCGCAGCCCUCUCCCACCCUCACAGAGUCAGACACUCCCCCUGCCAUCCAAGCAGGACACUCCACCAGCCGCCACAGUACGACCCUUCACCCCAGAGCUGCCAUCCUCCAAAGACGCCAACCUGAGUAAACCACAGACCUUAGCAGCCAGCUCCAUUUACUCUAUGUACACCAAGCAAUCAGGCUCAGGAAAAUCCUUCCAGUCUGGUGCCCAGGGAGCUGUCAACAGACCUCAAAACCGCCCCAAUGGAUUUGUCAGUGUGUAUCGCAAACCGGUCUUCCAAAGUGGAGGCUCUCGGCAUCCAGAGAACCCAUACCUAGAGCGGCGCUCACCUGCUCCAGACAAUGAAGUUGACUACAGUGGAGCCAGCAGUAUGGGUCCCAACCCAUCUGAGGGGCACCAGCCAGAAACGGAGCGCACCCCUCGGCCUCUUAGCCCUACCAAGCUGCUUCCAUUCAUUUCCAACCCCUACAGGCAUCAAAGUGAUGGUGACCUUGAAGCUCUUAGAAAGAAGCUCUACAAUGCCCCCAGACCCCUGAAGAAGCGCAGCUCUAUUACUGAACCGGAGGGUCCAGCAGGGCCCAACAUUCAGAAACUGCUCUAUCAGAAAACCACUCUGGCAGCUAUGGAGACCACUGUGAACACGCCAACCACUCCCACCUAUGCUGGCGAAUCUGAGAAGCCGGCUGAUGGCUUUGUGGGGCAGUAUGACUCGAUUCCGCUGAGUGCCGCUGAAAAUUCCCCAUCAGACAUGGGACAGACUGUGGAGGGAGGACAGCUCCCAUCUCACUCUGCAGGUGCCAGCGUCCCAAUUCCAAACACAACAGAGCAGACCAAACCACCUUCACCCAUCCCAGAGAGUGAGGACAUCAUCCCCCCUCCUCCUCCACCCCACCCAGCACCCAGGCCAGAUGAUGCGUUGUUCCCACCACCACCACCCCUUCUUGGCUUGGAGGACACAAUACCCAACCUGCCUCCUCCGCCUCCGGAGGGCUUCCUGGAAGAGUUCCCCCCCUACCCACCACCACCAUACCCCAGUGGAGCAGAGCAGGAAACCUUGGGAGAGGACACCUUUAAUAUGAAGGCACCUGAGGUCACUGGACAGGUCACCCUACCACCGGGAAAGAGGACCAACUUACGCAAACCUGGUUCUGAGCGCAUCGAUCACAGCAUGAGGGUGAAGUUCAACCCUCUGGCUCUGCUUUUAGACUCUUCUCUGGAGGGAGAGUUUGACUUGGUUCAGAGGAUCAUAUAUGAGGUGGAGGAUCCAAGUCAGCCCAACGAUGAAGGAAUCACUGCUCUGCACAAUGCCGUCUGUGCAGGACACACAGAGAUUGUCAAGUUUCUGGUUCAGUUUGGCGUCAACGUUAAUGCAGCAGACAGUGAUGGCUGGACACCACUCCACUGUGCUGCAUCCUGCAACAAUGUGCAAGUCUGCAAGUUCCUGGUGGAGUCAGGUGCAGCCGUCUUUGCUAUGACUUACAGCGACAUGCAGACGGCAGCUGAUAAAUGUGAAGAGAUGGAGGAAGGCUAUACCCAGUGCUCUCAGUUCCUCUAUGGUGUGCAAGAGAAGAUGGGUAUCAUGAACAGGGGCGUUGUCUACGGUCUGUGGGACUACGCUGGUGAGAACCCUGAUGAGGUGUGUUUCCGUGAGGGAGACUGCAUGACCAUCAUCCGCAGAGAAGAUGAAGAUGAGAUAGACUGGUGGUGGGCACGCCUGGGUGACAAAGAGGGUUACAUUCCUCGCAACCUUCUUGGGCUCUACCCCAGAAUUAAACCAAGACAGAGAACCCUGGCUUGAAAGGCCAUGUUCAGUUUGUAAGAACUAUGAAAAAUACAUGCAGUCACUAUGAGGCUUUAACAGACCGGAGAGGAAAAGGACACUGCUGAAAUGAAGAGAAAAGGACAAACCAAACUAUAUGAAGGAUCAACUAUUUCUGGCACUUUCCUGUAACAGUAACUGAGGGAUUCUCCCUCUUUUUUUCCCAGGACACACGAUGUGCUUAGAUAGUAAGCUUUCUUUUCCUUUUUUGUUUUUCUUUCGUAAUUACUAUCCAAAACUAUAUCUGAAAUUAAAUCCACUCAGAUGUUGGGACAUAAAUGGAACAAGCAGUAUUUUUAUCCCUAAAAAGUGAUUUUUACAGUUUCAAAAGUCUUUUAAAAAUAUAUAGUGGGCUGUUUAUUUUCUAACACACUCUUGGGGUCUACUUUGCAUGAAGUCAACGCACAGAUGAUGACGAGGCUUUUAGAAUAGUCUGUUACAUGACAAUCUUUGGCGGCUUGUUUGUCAUCAUCCGUGCUGAGUGACUGUGCCCCAUUAAAAGUGCACCGGAGGUGAAAAAUAUUUUCCGCCCCGGCUGCCACCGUUCUGGGAACACAAACUGAAAUGGAACGAGUGGUGGAGGGUUCAUUGAUAAGGGGUUAGACUUUUCUGUUGUAGUUUCUUUUGUGGUCAAUGAGGCCCAGACCGCCGGUCAGUUUUCCUGCAUAGGCGCCUGGCUGAGAUGCCACAGAGGCUGUGCAUGCACCUGUUUCAGGCACAGAACACAAAUAGGAUGUAGCAGUAGGACUUCACUUUGCAUAAAGAACUAUUUUCAACAAAACUAAAUUUUUCAAACUCUUUUUGACAAAAAUCUGAAUUGAUGCAUUGUUUUUUCAUUUAUUUAAACCAUUACUUAAUAGAACAGUAAAGCGAGUGCAAAGUUAAAGCAUUUCCCCCCCUUUUUUAAUGUUUUUAUUUCAUUUAUUGGAAAAGAGAUAACAUAUUAUGAAGUCAGAAUGUCUAAGUAAAUCAUGUUCUGAAAGCAAGAAAAUAUAAGUUAAAAGUAAAAAAAAAAAGAAAUCAUGAUACCCAGCUCACCACAUAUAUGUGCGGAUGUAUUUAUUUUUGUUACCUUUUCUUUAGCCCUUUGGUCAGAACUAUAACCACAAUUGUAUUGUAGUAUCUGAAGCAUUUACAAUAAAAUACUUUCUACUAAA